AUGACUUCCCAGGGCGGUGUUCUCCAGCCCACCACCCCAAAGCGCCAGUCCAAGAUGGCUUCGACUCAGUCUCUGAACCAUCUCCUCAAUUUCACCCUUCCUCCCAGGCAGUCUCACCAGGCUCAGAGUCUGCCUAGGCGGAACAGGAAGACUGGAACGCAUCAGGGUGUCUGGAAUAAGGAGAGGUUCGUCAACGCCCAGUACCGCUUUGUUAUGAACCCCCAUGGAGACUACACCGUCCAUUUCGCGGAUCCGGACAUUUUCUUCCAGUGGCAUGAUAUUCUUCAAGUAAUAAUUCCGCGAACUUCUGCGAUGGCGUCUGCUGCAGGUCCAGGAGACCAGACUGUUCAAGAGGAGGGCGUCACGACCUGUCCCAUCUGUCUCUCACCACCGACCGCCCCUCGAAUGACCAAAUGCGGUCAUGUUUUCUGCUUCCCGUGUAUUCUGCAUUACCUCAACACUUCAGACAACCCGAAGUGGGUUCGCUGUCCGAUUUGCUUCGAUUCAGUGAACGAGAGACAGCUCAAGAGUGUCAAGUGGUUUGAUACUCCACUCGUGGAAGACACGGAGGAGCCUCCAGCGGAAGCUUCAUCUUCAGCUUCUGCGAUGGAUAACGGCCUUAUUGCCACGCCUCACCCUGGUUCUUCUCUCCGCAUGCGGCUUAUCCAGCGACCUCAGAUCACCACGCUAGCAUUACCUCGCUCGCAAACAUGGCCAUCUGAUCUGCUUCCUCCGCAUCAGGCUCCAUUUCAUUUCUUACCUGACGUCCUCACUUUUGCGAAGUUCAUGCUUGCUACUCCAGCUUACCUCAUUGCAGAUCUCACCAAGGAUCUGGACGAGCUUGGGACUGAGAGGCGAAUGCUCCUCAGCAUGGGUGACGAUCUUAGCGUCAGCUUCGUAGAUGCCGCAGAGGCGAAGUUGCGGCAGCAGAUCGAGAAGGCGGCUGCUCUAGAGACACCGCAAUUACAGGAAUCCGUUGAGAAUGCCUUGCAAGUCCAACAGCAGAUCCUGGAUCGCCAUUCCCUGCAUGACCAGCGCAAGAGAGAAGCGGAGUCUCGUGCCCGACCACCGGAAGAUAUUCCUCAAGAUUUCCUGGCUACCCAAGCUGUUGGUUUCAACACCGCGAAGGCUUCCCCCUCUCCUGCACCACCGUCUACACCUGCUCCACGCGCAUCCACACCUACCCGCAACCCCAGACAGCGCCGGAAUCUGAACCCGCCGCCGCCGUCUACAUCCACUUACUACUAUUACCAGGCAGCAACAGGCAUGCCGAUCUUCCUGCACCCGCUCGAUAUCCGGAUCCUCUUAUCGCACUUCCACAGCUACGCAGAUUUUCCAGAUACCAUCACCGUGCGCGUCGAGUCUUACGCGGAGAGCACGGUGAAUGAGGAUCUGCGCAAGCGGUGCAAGUACCUCGCGCACUUCUCCGAAGGUGCAGACGUCGUGUUCGUAGAAGCUGAUCUGGAGGCUGUGGUCGGCGCGGACUGCCUCAAGAACUUCGAGGGCCCGCUCCGCAUGCGGCGGACACGCCGCAAGGAGAAGGGGCGCAAGGACGACAAGGCGCGUGCGCGUGCUGAAGAGCGCGAGAAGGAGAAGCUCGCGUAUGUGUGGCAGGACGCUGGCCAUGUGGUGGUCCCGCCUGCCGCGCAGAGACCGCGCUCCCCUGCGGACAUAGACGAUAUCACGCAGCCUGAUGUCGAGGAGCAGUCGCAGCCAGCUGGAGCGUGGGGCGUUCGGAGUUUCGCCUCCGCUGCUCACGCGGCGGCGCAAGGCCAACCUGCUCCGCGUCCUCUGCGGCGCGACAGGGAAGGAGAGGCAGAUGAAUGGGAGCUGGAUGUGGCAUUCCAUGAGCUGGAGCAGAGGAGUGGUAGAGGCGGGGGGAAGAAGAGGAGCGACAAGCUGGUUGUCCUCGGCGGCGGCAGCGGCGGAAGGCGACGUUGA
Messenger RNA from Sparassis crispa, 1941 nucleotides. RefSeq lists its product as hypothetical. Bases 1 to 1941 code for a protein of 646 amino acids. The transcript is spliced from 4 exons. Gene Ontology annotation, biological process: positive regulation of transcription by RNA polymerase II. Gene Ontology annotation, molecular function: transcription cis-regulatory region binding; metal ion binding. The record is from RefSeq and is a predicted model, not a curated record. Lineage: Eukaryota; Fungi; Basidiomycota; Agaricomycetes; Polyporales; Sparassidaceae.